Messenger RNA from Staurois parvus, 1086 nucleotides. NCBI's taxonomy places the organism in Eukaryota, Metazoa, Chordata, Amphibia, Anura, Ranidae. The record is from the annotation of a GenBank genome assembly.
AUGGACAGGCUGGAGUUUAUUCAGUGUCAGAUGCAAAUCCUCAGUGAAGAUGUCAGGAAACGGAUAAUGCACAUCACAGAGGUGGUAAAUGCACAGGUUUCCAAUGCCAUGACUGAUGAGAUCUGCCAUCUUUCCCUCCUGGUGGACAAGUUUGAUGGGGACUUUCACCCAUUAGCACAGUUCCUGAAACAUUAUAAAAAUGAGCUGAAUUCACACAUAGAGAAGGGGAUGGGAAGAAAGCUGGCUGAUCGCUGUUCUGCCGCAGUGAAUACAUCUAUACAGAAAGCACAAGAGGACAUCAUAGAAAGCUUAAAACCAUUGCUGCCAUCUGCUGUUCAAAAGGAAUAUGGCACAGCCCUGCCAUGCAAGAAAUUUGACCUCAGCUACAAUCUGAAUUGUGAGAAGCUGUGCAGUGAUUUCCAGGAAGACAUUGAGUUUCGCUUUUCAUUUGGUUGGACGUCACUUGUUAAUCGGUAUUUGGGUGCCCAAAAUGCUCGCCUCCUAUUAGGUUUUGCAGAACCAGUUUUUCAGGUUCCCCGGCCUGUCUGCACACCAACCACAAGUGCUAACCCAGGGCAGACUCCAGAUUCCAAAUCACAAGAUGAGAUCAUGGUUACAGUAAUGUCUGGAUUGGCAUCCUUGACCUCAAGAGGUUCUAUGGGAGUGAUUAUUGUCGGAGGAAUGAUCUGGAGAACCGUAGGCUGGAAGCUGAUUGCAUGCUCUUUGCUGGCAUAUGGAAGUUUGUACGUGUAUGAGAGGCUAACAUGGACCACAAGAGCCAAGGAGAGGGCUUUCAAGAAACAGUUUGUAAACUAUGCGGCAGACAAACUGCAGAUGAUUGUUAGCAUCACCAGUGCAAACUGCAGUCACCAAGUGCAAAAGGAGCUGGACAACAUUUUUACCCGACUUUGCCAGCAGGUUGAUAUCACUCAAAGAGAUCUAAUGGAGUCCAUCAACAAACGGUCAGAGGAAAUAAAACAGCUAGAGAAAGUUCAAAACCAAGCCAAACUUUUCAGAAACAAAGCGGUUCAUCUUGAAAAUGAGCUGGAUCAUUUCACAAAGAUGUUCCUUAACCAGGACAAGUGA